GAACUGUAAUGAAAUAACAGGUUGCUGCAGUAUAAAAUGGGGUGACCGAAGCCGUUACUGUAGUACUGCCUUCAGUCACAUCAGUGUUACGAUCAAGAGGUUUAAUUGACAAAAUGCUGCUGAUUUUGAUACCGUGCCUACUAGCCAGCUCAGUCUUAGCUGCCAGUGAAGAGCAAUGCCAAGUUGGGAAUGUCACUUUCACCGGUUUCAAUAUAAAUCAAUACGUGGGAACGUGGUAUGAAAUGUACCGCAUCCACAACGCUGAUGAGGAAAACUAUGGUAACUGCGAGUACGAUGAAUACUUUGACACUGGAAAUGGAAUCAAUGUUCGCAGUGUUGCCUACAACACUAGAACUGGAAGUUUCGAAACGUCGGUCGGUACAGUGUCACUUUGGACGGACAACACCUUCGACAUCAGCUAUUCUAACGAUGAUCUCUGGACCAGUCACUACUGGGUACUGGGGACUGAUUACAAGACGUAUUCCAUAGUGAGAGGCUGUCUAGCCGACGACAACGCACAUCCACUGACGUGGAUUGCAAGUCGCACAACAUCAUUUGACGAUGAGACGAAACAAGAGGUUAACAACAUCUUGGAGCAGUACGGCAUCAGCCUAGAUGACUUCGAGCCCGUCACCCAGACGGACUGCGCGAAAUAUAGGAGUCCUUAAAUGUCACAGCUCUUAUGCACUGUUUGACGCUACUGAACUGCGGUUACCACGGCGUCGAUAAGCAACGAAAUAAUUAACAGUAUACACUGCUUUGUUCGAACUUGUAUCUGUAAGAAAUAAAGCGCUUCUCAUCAUAA
This is a messenger RNA of Cryptotermes secundus, 805 nucleotides long. RefSeq names its product lazarillo protein-like. The transcript is spliced from 6 exons. The record is from RefSeq and is a predicted model, not a curated record. Gene Ontology annotation, molecular function: pigment binding. NCBI's taxonomy places the organism in Eukaryota, Metazoa, Arthropoda, Insecta, Blattodea, Kalotermitidae. The coding region runs from base 114 to 668 and encodes 184 amino acids.